GGUGAAGAGAGAGAGAUAGAGAUAGAGAGAGAGAAUGAAGUUCUUGUUCCAAUGUCCAUGUUGUUCUUGUUUUUGCUUCAUGAAGCCCCAAAAAGGUAAACCAAAAGCCAAAGAAGAACCUAAAUCCAAAGUUGAACCAAAACCUGAAGACAAGAAGGUGGAAGAAGCAAAACCAAAAGAGAAGGAAGAAAGCAAGCCACAAUGAAAGAAGAGGAAAUGGGAUAAUGCAACUAUAUAUUAUUCUAAUACAAAAAAUAUUUAUUAG
Messenger RNA from Solanum verrucosum, 265 nucleotides. RefSeq names its product FK506-binding protein 4. The record is from RefSeq and is a predicted model, not a curated record. The transcript has 2 exons. Lineage: Eukaryota; Viridiplantae; Streptophyta; Magnoliopsida; Solanales; Solanaceae.